AUUGUUGCAGCACCGGCUGAUGAAGACUUUUAUUUUAUUUGGGACUCGCAACAUCCCAAUCGAUGCCCAUUCAUGAUUAACGAACCCAUCUUUGACAUAUAUAUUCAUGAUCCGAGGCAAUUUCUUGCGGCACCCCAUUAUUCGUUGACUUAACACGGCAGCAAAAAGACGACACAACAGCAGCUCGACCAAAAACUAGCUGGGAAACAAAAAAAACACUGCAACUAGUUCGACAGGAGGACGAGGAGGAGGAGUCUGUCGGAGCGAAAAUGGAUCUCGAAGCAGGCCAACAGGUACUAUGGCACCGCCCCGGUGAUUCAAUGGCUGCGCUUUCAGUCUCUUGAAAUAGCCUCCCUUGCAGUUGCACACCAACUGUUUGACAAAUUGCCCGACCGAAAGUUCAAAGUUCGAAGCAUGAGUGUAAAAUGGCCGAGGCUGCUAACACCCACACAUCUCUCUCAGAUUAUACGAAAGCAGAAAAACCCAUUGACGGCCCUCCAAAUUUUCACUCAAGUGAAAUCCAAGUACCCCAAUUACCGUCACAAUGGUCCAGUCUACGCCACCAUGAUCAGCAUUCUCGGAAACUCUGGCCGAGUUGCUGAGAUGAAGGACGUGAUUAACAAGAUGAAAAAUGAUUCCUGUGAAUGCAAAGACUCAGUUUUUGCAACUGCAAUUAAAACCUACGCGCAAGCUGGAUUGCUGGAGGAUGCAGUGUCUCUGUUUAAUAACAUUUCCAAGUUCAACUGUGUGAACUGGACGCAUUCUUUCAAUACCCUUUUGGAGAUUAUGGUGAAUGAGUCCAAGCUUGAAGCUGCUCAUCGCAUUUUUGUGGAGCAUUGUUGUGGGUGGGAGGUGAGCUCUCGGGUUCGGUCCUUGAAUUUGCUCAUGUUUGCUUUGUGCCGGAAGGGUCGUUCAGAUAUUGCCCUGCAAAUUUUCCAAGAAAUGGAUUAUCAGCAUUGUAAUCCGGAUAGGGAAAGUUAUCAGAUUUUAAUGAGAGGGUUGUGUGAAGAUAAGAGGCUCAAUGAGGCAACCCAUUUGUUGUACUCGAUGUUUUGGAGGAUUUCUCAGAAGGGUUGUGGUGAAGAUGUUGUAAUUUAUAGAACCUUAUUGGAUGCCUUGUGUGAUAAUGGGGAGAUUGACAAAGCUGUCGAAAUUCUUGGUAAGAUAUUAAGGAAGGGGCUCAAGGCCCCUAAGCGGUUUCGAUACAAUCUUGAUCUCAGUCUUUAUGGAAAUGGCAAAGACACGGGAGGCGUGAAGCUGUUGAUUAAUGAAGCUCUGGUUAGAGGUGGGAUUCCCAGCUUGGCAAGCUAUAGUGCUAUGGCAAUUGAUCUUUACAAUGAAAAUAAGAUUGGUGAGGCUGACAAAGUGCUCAAGGAAAUGCUAGAUAACGGCUUUAGGCCAACAGAGUGGGUCUUUGAAGCAAAGGUGGCUGCAUUGAGUAGUGAAAAGAAAGUCGUUGAAGCAGUGGAGGUGAUUGAAAAGGAGAUGGUGGAGGCAAACUGUGUACCAACUCUAAGAGUGUACAAUGUUGUGAUUAGAUGCCUUUGUAGUGAAGGGCAAUCGGUUCUUGCCAUUACGUAUUUGAAGAAGAUGGCAAAGCAGGUGGGUUGUGUUGCUGACAAGAAAACUUAUGGCAUUUUAGUGGAUGGGCUUUGUGAGGAGAGACGAUUUCUGGAAGCAAGUCGAGUAUUGCAAGAGAUGUUGAUCAAGUCACAUUGGUCCUGUGCUGAGACUUACAGUCGAGUGAUUAGGGGUCUUUGCUCAGUGGGCAGGCAAUAUGAAGCUGUUAUGUGGUUGGAGGAGAUGUUGAGUCGGGCUAUGCUACCGGAGCAUUUGGUAUGGAACUCAUUGGUGGCAUCUGUGUGCUCUAACAUAGCCAAUGUUGAGGUUUGCUAUGAGACCUAUAACCGACUACGAAAUUCUUAAUUGUCUCUUGCUCUUAUUUAUGCAUUUUCAUUUGUGUACACCAUCUAGUUGGUAGUUAUAGUAAAAGAAGACCUCUUUGUUCUGUAAAAAUGAAUUUUAUAUAACAACAGCAUAGCUCCUCACUUU
Messenger RNA from Pyrus x bretschneideri (Chinese white pear), 2052 nucleotides. RefSeq names its product pentatricopeptide repeat-containing protein At1g05600-like. The record is from RefSeq and is a predicted model, not a curated record. The coding region runs from base 415 to 1926 and encodes 503 amino acids. NCBI's taxonomy places the organism in Eukaryota, Viridiplantae, Streptophyta, Magnoliopsida, Rosales, Rosaceae. The transcript has a single exon. Gene Ontology annotation, molecular function: protein binding.